AUGGCGCCGGUGAAGUCGAGCGACACACGCGACGUGCCCCUGGAGGAGCGUCUGCGCCAGAAGAAGCAGGGCUUCGCCACGCAGAAGGAGGCGGACGCGCCUGCCCACUCGGAGAGCGGCCCGGCGCGGCGCGCGAACAAGAACCAGCCGCUGGAGCUGUCGUCCAAGCGCGCCGUGGGGCGCUUCCGGCAGGUGGUGGAGGUCAAGAAGCGGCGCGCGCUGGACCCGCGCUUCGAGGCGCAGAGCGGGCGGCUGAACGAGGACCUGUUCAACAAGAGCUACGCGUUCCUGGACGACUACAAGCAGCGCGAGCUGCAGGAGCUCAAGCAGCAGCUCAAGAAGACCAAGAGCGUCACCAAGAAGGACGAGCUCAAGCACGAGAUCGCGCUGAGGCAGCAGGAGAUGACGGAGAAGCAGAAGACGGAGAAGAUCAAGAGCGCGCUGACCAAGCGGAAGCGCGAGGAGCGCGAGGCUGUGGCCAGCGGCAAGGGCGCCUUCUACCUCAAGCGGAAGGACAAGAAGAAGCUGGAGCUGCAGGCCAAGUUCCAGGACCUGCAGGAGACCGGGCGGCUGUCCAAGUUCAUGGCCAAGAAGCGCAAGAAAAACGCCAGCAAGGACCACAGGUGGCUGCCCACGCAGCGGAAAUAG
This is a messenger RNA of Phytophthora sojae, 648 nucleotides long. RefSeq lists its product as hypothetical. Lineage: Eukaryota; Oomycota; Peronosporomycetes; Peronosporales; Peronosporaceae. The record is from RefSeq and is a predicted model, not a curated record. Gene Ontology annotation, biological process: maturation of SSU-rRNA from tricistronic rRNA transcript (SSU-rRNA, 5.8S rRNA, LSU-rRNA). Gene Ontology annotation, cellular component: 90S preribosome; nucleolus. The transcript is spliced from 3 exons. The coding region runs from base 1 to 648 and encodes 215 amino acids.